UUUUCGAGAUACGGAGCCCAGGACUUAUAACUAAUUCAAAUUUGUUGCCCUAUCAGCAUUAGGUAGGAAGCACAGACUAAGUCUAAGGUCAAUGGGAAGAAACUCUGAAGAUUGAUGUAGCAGGCAUAAUAUUCGACUACCUGUUCCUUAACUUGAAGACAAAUCCUUACUUAACGAUGAAAUUAGCAGAUUACCAGUAUAUAGUAAAAAAUAUUCACCACUCGUGGAAUAGAAAUUGCCUCCAGGACUUGGCAAAGAAAUUUCCAGAAUAUUCAGUGGAGACCCUAGGAAGUAUUUAUUCGCAGGAAUAUCAGAAAAAGAUGAAAAAGACCCAUUUUAAGCAUUAUACCCAGCAUAUUACAGAAGAGUAUUAUGACAGGUACCAGAUAGCCAUAGGACAGGGUCAGGAACAAGUGUUAGUGAAAAUGUCAGAGGAGGUGGACCUUUCACCUAUUCUUCUGGCUAGAAUUGUCCUGGAAAGACAUUUAGCUCACACAGUGUAUGAUGGAGAAAAUGUGCCAAAAAGUGUACUUAGUCAACAGUUGAAAGAUCCCAGUUUAAUAGAAGAUGCCGUGCUGGCCAAUGAAGUCAGUCUGUGUCUUCUCAUGGAUGAUAAUUAUGGUCAUUAUGUGGACACUAUAAAACA
Messenger RNA from Lingula anatina, 646 nucleotides. RefSeq names its product CDAN1-interacting nuclease 1. NCBI's taxonomy places the organism in Eukaryota, Metazoa, Brachiopoda, Lingulata, Lingulida, Lingulidae. The record is from RefSeq and is a predicted model, not a curated record.